Molecule: messenger RNA, 2381 nt
Organism: Tarenaya hassleriana
Lineage: Eukaryota; Viridiplantae; Streptophyta; Magnoliopsida; Brassicales; Cleomaceae
Product: dynamin-related protein 1C
Exons: 16
Coding region: 351-2189 (612 amino acids)
Cellular component (GO): microtubule; membrane; cytoplasm
Molecular function (GO): GTP binding; microtubule binding; GTPase activity
Source: RefSeq, a predicted model, not a curated record
AAAGAAGGGAAUGGUUCUUUGUUGGUUACUGGUCGUUUAUGCUGAUUUGUGUGCAUCAUCAACCUUUUCAACUCUUGAAAAUUUUGAAUUUCAAAUAUGCGUCCAACCGAUUCGAUACAGAGCAAACCAGGGUUAAGAGUUUCCGAAAUUGGCCCAACAACGAUGGGUUAUAUUUAAGUUGGUUCCGUCGACCGUUUUCUCAGGCUCCUCUUCCCAGAUUCCUCAACCCUCCACCUUCCUCACGAUACCCGUCAUCCACUCCCACUCAUUUUGAUCCCUCCUUUUUUCCUUCGAUCUAGACCUGAUCUUUGUCCUCACAUUGCUGGAUCCUUGACCCCGAUCCAGGAAAAAUGGCGACCAUGAAGAGUUUGAUAGGUCUCAUCAACAAAAUCCAGAGAGCUUGCACCGUCCUCGGCGAUCAUGGCGGCGAAGGAAUGUCCCUUUGGGAAGCUCUCCCUUCCGUCGCUGUCGUCGGUGGCCAGAGUUCGGGAAAAUCUUCUGUUCUUGAAAGUGUUGUGGGAAGGGAUUUUCUUCCUCGUGGAUCCGGUAUUGUCACAAGGAGACCGUUGGUGCUGCAGCUUCAUAAGACAGAAGACGGUACAACGGAAUAUGCAGAGUUUCUUCAUGCCCCAAAGAAGAAGUUUACCGAUUUUGCGACCGUGCGAAAGGAAAUCCAGGAUGAAACUGAUCGUAUCACGGGGAAGACGAAACACAUUUCAAACAUUCCAAUCCAGCUGAGCAUAUAUUCCCCUAAUGUUGUGAAUCUGACACUUAUAGAUCUUCCUGGUUUGACGAAGGUUGCUGUAGAGGGACAACCGGACAGUAUCGUCCAUGACAUUGAAAAUAUGGUCCGUUCUUAUGUUGAGAAGCCAAAUUGCAUCAUAUUGGCUAUUUCUCCUGCCAAUCAAGAUAUUGCUACCUCAGAUGCAAUUAAACUUGCUAGAGAAGUCGAUCCAUCAGGUGAAAGGACUUUUGGAGUUCUGACGAAGCUUGAUCUCAUGGAUAAAGGAACAAAUGCUCUAGAUGUGAUUGAGGGGAGAUCGUACCGCUUGCAGCAUCCCUGGGUCGGAAUUGUGAAUCGUUCCCAGGCUGAUAUCAAUAAAAAUGUUGACAUGAUUGCUGCACGUAGGAAGGAGCGUGAAUAUUUUGAAACAAGCCCUGAAUACGGACACUUAGCCAGUAAGAUGGGAUCAGAAUAUCUUGCAAAACUAUUGUCUGAGCACUUAGAGAUCGUUAUCAGGCAGCGUAUACCAAGCAUAAUUGCUUUGAUUAACAAAAGCAUCGAUGAGAUCAACGCAGAGCUGGAUCGCAUUGGUAGGCCUAUUGCUGUAGAUUCAGGGGCCCAGCUCUAUACAAUUUUGGAACUAUGCCGGGCCUUUGAUCGUGUCUUCAAGGAACACUUGGAUGGAGGACGACCUGGUGGAGAUAGGAUAUAUGGAGUGUUUGACCAUCAAUUGCCAGCUGCUUUGAAGAAACUUCCCUUUGAUCGCCAUCUCUCUACCAAAAAUGUCCAGAAAGUUGUUUCAGAAGCAGAUGGUUAUCAGCCACAUCUUAUUGCUCCUGAACAAGGAUACAGAAGGCUCAUUGAUGGAUCUAUAAGUUAUUUCAAGGGACCAGCUGAAGCUACUGUAGAUGCGGUGCAUUUCGUGUUGAAAGAGCUAGUCAGGAAGUCAAUCUCAGAAACAGAGGAACUGAAGAGAUUUCCAAGCCUAGCAAGUGACAUAGCAGCAGCUGCAAAUGAAGCACUGGAAAGAUUCAGAGAAGAAAGCAGGAAAACAAUUCUGCGUCUGGUCGACAUGGAAUCCAGCUACCUCACGGUCGAAUUCUUCCGGAAACUUCAUCUCGAGCCCGAGAAAAACCCACAGCAGGCACCCCCAACUCCAAACUCUGACCGUUACGCCGAUAAUCACUUCAGAAAGAUCGGAUCCAACGUGAGUGCGUAUAUAAACAUGGUAAUGGACACACUAAGGAACUCGAUUCCAAAAGCUGUGGUUUACUGCCAAGUUAGAGAAGCCAAGAGAUCACUGCUCAACUUCUUCUACGCUCAAGUUGGGAGGAAGGAGAAGGAGAAGCUAGGGGCAAUGCUGGAUGAGGAUCCGCAGCUGAUGGAACGAAGAAGUCAGUUGGCUAAGCGUCUCGAACUCUACAAACAAGCCCGUGACGACAUCGACUCCGUUGCCUGGAGAUAGUCGGAAAUUACUCUUUCCACUGAUUUAAAUUUUUUUUUUUAAGAAUGAUUCGAUCCCAUAGAAAAUGUCGUCUCUUUGUUAGAUAUUUAGCAAUUUCAUCGUCAACAUAUAUAUAUAUAUAUAUAUAUAUAUAUAUGUAUGUAUGUGAUACGAUUCAUUUCGUAUGAAUUUGAGUUUACAUUGGAACGAAUA